AUGCUUGCAGAAGACUAUAAACAGAAAAUGCUCAGCAUGCUCAACGACAACAAAACAUAUCUUCCGAUACCACGCGAUCCAACAUCACGAUACCAACGAACAAAUAACGAAUUCGCCAAACGACUACUCAACCUGAAUCUUAUCGACAAACAGACAGCAACACGACUAACUACAUAUAAUGCCAUAUGCCCCAGAAUAUACGGACAACCCAAAGCGCAUAAACCUAAUGUACCACUAAGGCCAGUAGUGCCAAACAUGACCGCUCCCGCCUACAACCUGUCGAAAUUCAUCGGAAAAAUCAUACAAAAUUCCAUUGAUAGUCCAUACAACAUAAAAGAUUCGUUCACGUUCUGCAACUUUAUCUGCUCAGUUACACUGCCACCAGACUAUAUUCUAAUUUCUCUAGACGUCAUAUCGCUGUUCACAUCAAUUCCUAAAGCCCUAGUCACACACAACAUAAUAACACAAUGGGAGAAGAUCAAAGUUAAUACAAACAUAAACCUAGAUUUGUUCAUCGAAAUAGCUGAAUUUUGUAUCGAAGCAAGCUACUUCAAGUACAACGAACAACAUUUCCAACAAGUGUUUGGGGCUGCAAUGGGGAAUCCUCUCUCGCCCAUAAUAGCAGACUUAGUUAUGGGAACACUACUAGACACAGUAACACAGUCAUUAAAUUUCAAACCUCCGUUCAUCAAAAAAUAUGUAGACGAUCUCCUACUAGCAAUUCCUGAAAGUCAAAUAGGCCAUGUACUAGAAACAUUCAACAGCUAUAAUGAACAUAUUCAAUUUACAUAUGAAAUGGAAAACAACAAACGACUACCGUUUCUAGACAUGACACUGAUAAGACAGGAAAACCAAAAAAUUCAAACAGAAUGGUAUAUGAAACCGAUAGCCAGUGGCAGGUUCUUGGAUUAUAACUCGUUCCACCCGCUCCAUCAAAAAAUAAACAUGGCCAAAAAUUUCAUUCGACGAGUCGACAAACUAUCCACUCAUUUACAAGACGCCGACAAAGCCCGUAUCAUCCAUCAACAAUUGAGUCUCAACAACUACCCAAAACCGCUCAGGAACAGACUCAUAAACCGCAGGCAAGAAAACAUUAUUACACUACAAGAAUCAUCCGAUGAAAACCUGAAAUAUACUUACCGUUCAAUACCAUACAUUCCAUACCUGUCGAACCGAAUCGACAAACACCUGAAAAACGAAUACAAAAACAUACGACUAGCACACCGCAACAUAAAAACAGUUGGACAAUUACUCACAAAAGUUAAAGACCCCGUCCCCCAGGAGCACCAAAACAACGUCAUAUACAAGAUACCAUGCAAAAACUGCGACGCCUGCUACGUCGGAAUGACAACAAACAUGCUUAAAACAAGAAUCAGCGGACACCGAACGUACUACAACACUUGGGACAAACUACUACAGCAAGGCUACAACGCAACAGAUCCACAAAUUAGUUCACUAAAAGAAAAAACAGCACUAAUGUACCACAGCAUCACACAAAAUCACAGAUUCGAUUUUCACCAAACGAAAAUUAUAGACAGACACGACAAACCACACGCUCUACCGUUUAUAGAAGUAUGCCAUAUUGCCAACACAGAAAAUAGUAUCAACAAACGCACAGACACUGAGGGACUCAACACUGUAUAUGCUGGUAUUAUACACACAAUAAGAAAUAUCAAUCACAACAAAACCGAUAAACACAAAAACCAAUAUGCAACCACAACCUAA
Messenger RNA from Wyeomyia smithii (pitcher-plant mosquito), 1725 nucleotides. RefSeq lists its product as uncharacterized. NCBI's taxonomy places the organism in Eukaryota, Metazoa, Arthropoda, Insecta, Diptera, Culicidae. Bases 1 to 1725 code for a protein of 574 amino acids. The transcript has a single exon. The record is from RefSeq and is a predicted model, not a curated record.